Molecule: messenger RNA, 399 nt
Organism: Rangifer tarandus platyrhynchus (Svalbard reindeer)
Lineage: Eukaryota; Metazoa; Chordata; Mammalia; Artiodactyla; Cervidae
Source: the annotation of a GenBank genome assembly
AUGCUCUCAAGAGGCAGCCCGCUGACCCCGGCCCAGAUCCCGCCCUUCCAGCUCCCCGCCCACGGUCAGCGCCCUCGGAGCACCAGCCGGGGGCUGCAGCCAUCAGACGGAGGACCUGCCCUGCUCCACGUGCCCAUGGUCACCGCAGCCCACGGGUUCCAGGUGCUGGCCCAGAGGCCCCAGGUGCUGUCUGCCGAGGCCCCGCUCUGGGGGACAUCACCAGAGACCCCUGCAGACCCCAGCUGGAGCCUGGACCAACCCGAGAUCCCCGGGACCCCGCCCCAUAGCAGAUUCCAGAAUCUCUUGAAGGUGGACAGGAUCUCGACCCUGCUGACGGUCAGCUCUGCCCCUCCCUCACUGCCUUGUCCCGUGAAUGGCUUUAGUGACAGGAUGGGCUGA